AGUCGGUUUAACAUUCUUAUCUUGUAGAUAGUUAUAUCAUAUAUAAAAAUGUCCGAAAACAUCCAAGCCGGAUAUUUAUAUUUUCUUAGUGAAAAGUUUGAUAACAAUUUUAGACAUUUAGCUUCUCCUAUAAAGGUAGCCUUCAUUUCUGGGGUUGUAGUGGGUUUCGCUGCUGGCUGCCUUACGAUGACUUGCAAAGAUAAAUUGUGGGAUACACUAUCAGCGCUGAAAAGGAGUUUGACUAAAAGCCCGGCAAUACCUAUGCAGCCGCUAGACGGCACAUUCGAAGUGAAUAAAAACGAAAUACUCCAACUCCUGACAAACAUUUUUAGAAAUGGCAACGGUCGUUUUAAUCGUCUCAGGCAAGAUGUAGGGUGCACUGAAGAAAUCGCCGAAAAUAACAUUGAAAGUCUGAUGAUCAAUGUUUCCAGGAACCUGAUGACAGAUUACAAACCAGAAUUUGGCAUCGCUAAUUUCUUUGCAAAUGUAGUAAAGUUUGUGCAGACUGAACAAGACAUUGAACAAGCCACGCUUAUGGAAUUAGAAAAGAAAGCAAACGAACUUACGAGACUUUGCUUUGAAAAGGAUAUUUUAAUGAUACACGGAGAGGGGGAUUCUGAGCUUGCACAAAAUAUCAAAACAGGUGUAGAAAAGUGGAACAUCAAAAUGGAUCUUGAAUCCGAGGUUGGAAUUGGACAGACAGUUUUCUCAAGUUUAAAUGAUGCCUUUGACAAAUACAUGUUCGUGUUUGUCAUUGUAACCAUCAAUCUGAAAAAAGACGGGAUUAGACAGUAUCUAUGUGAAGGGCAGUUACUGGAAUCUUUAUGUGAAAAGAAAGGUAGAUUGGUACCAGUCCAAAUAGAAGGAAACCAGGAGAACAAUCCCGUCUACCGAGUAAUCAAACCAUGGAAGUACAAAAAUGAUCAGUCAAUAAAUAAUUUGGUUGCUCUUGUACAAAAAAGUACACAAAUGGUGUUUCCAUCAAUCAAUUAACCAAAGAUGCUGCGUAGAUGACAUUAUUUGUGAAAUAGAUGCAAAUAAUAAACAUUUUUUACGAACGGGCCUAGCCAGUGUUUGAAUUUAAUGAAACAAUACAAAACACUUUUCAAGAAAUAUGGACACUUAAAAAAUACGCAGAUUGCAUAUAUUUAGUUUAAAUUCAAAACCGAGUUAAAACAACUUGUGUUUAACCGAUAUUAUUUACAUUUUUUUUGUACUAUGAAGUGCAUUAUAAGUAUGAGAGAGAGAGAGAGAGAGAGAGAGAGAGAGAGAGAGAGAGA
Messenger RNA from Ruditapes philippinarum (Manila clam), 1280 nucleotides. RefSeq lists its product as uncharacterized. NCBI's taxonomy places the organism in Eukaryota, Metazoa, Mollusca, Bivalvia, Venerida, Veneridae. The transcript has 7 exons. The record is from RefSeq and is a predicted model, not a curated record. Bases 49 to 993 code for a protein of 314 amino acids.